AUGACUUCCAGAUCGACCAGAAUCAGUGUUUCGUCGUCACGUAGCCAGCUUCAUCUUCCAGCGUCGCCUGCACCUGCGAGCUCAAGCAAUGCCGGCUACUCACAGUACAGUUCCUACGAAUAUUCGACUCGCCCUCGUACCGCCAUGUCGACUAUCGGAGUUGAGUCACAACAAAUCAUCUGCGCCAUCAGCGAAUCUCGCGGUAUAGCCCCCACUGUCGGUCUUGCCUUCGUCAACUUGGACAUGGGCGAGGCUGUCCUCAGUCAGAUUCCCGAUAGCCAAUCCUAUGUUCGCACUCUGCACAAGUUGGCAGUCUUUAGCCCUUCUAAAAUCUUGAUCCUGGACACAGCCGCGAAAACAAAGUCCAAGUUGUUCUGCCUCAUCGAGGAGAAUCUAGACGACUUGAACAGCAACUUGAUCCUCCUGGAUCGUCGCUAUUGGGCAGAAACUACCGGUGUUGAGUUUAUCGAGCAACUUGGCUUCGUUCAAGAUGUGGACAGUAUCAAAAUGUCUGUCGAUGGCAACUACUUUUCCGUGUGCUGCUUUGCCGCAGCAAUGAAGUUCAUCGAGCUUGCACUGAACAAGACCUUUCCGCCACACUCCUUGAGAAUCAGGUAUGAAGCAUCAGAAGGUUCCAUGAUGACCGACCUCUCCACCAUCCGCUCUCUUGAGUUGAUUCAAAAUCUUCAAAACCAAAAGUCACGCGACUGCCUCUUCGGCGUUCUCAAUGAGACUUUGACACCUAUGGGGUCACGACUUCUGCGAAGCAACGUUCUACAACCACUCACUGACCAACAAACAUUGGAUACUCGCUAUGAUGCUCUCGAAGAACUCUCGACCAAGGAAGACAUGUUCUUUGCUACAAGAGCAGCAUUGAAGACGAUUCUUGAUGCAGACAAGAUUUUGACGCAUUUAAUCAUUAUCCCGACCAAGCCGUCGUUGCAAUCUACUGAGCAAAGCAUCAAUCACAUUAUCAUGCUCAAGCAAUUCGUUGUCAGUAUUCAGCCUGUCUACGAAGCUCUGACCGGGGCCAAAAGUGUCAUGCUGAAAGAGAUUCGACGUAACUGCACUCCUAGUAGCAUCGAUCCUAUCAAGGAACUUAUCGACGAGUUUGUCAACGAGGAUAUCACUUAUGCGAAACAACCACUCGAGUUGCGAAAUCAAAGAACAUAUGCAGUCAAGUCUGGCGUCAACGGCUUGCUUGAUGUUGCUAGACAAACUUAUAAGGAGGCCAACAUUGACGUGCAUGAUCUCGUUGAUGAAUUACAAGAAACUCACAAACUUCAAUUGGAUCUGAAAUACGACAGUGCCAGACAAUACUACCUCAGCCUCAAUGCUUCGGAGCUCGAAGACCGAAACCUGCCAUCAGUAUUCAUCAAUGUCAUUCGCAAGAAUAACAAGGUUGAAUGCUCGACUCUAGAUUUGCGAAAGCGCAGCCAGAAGAUCUCCGACUCGCAUACCGAAGUAUUGCUAAUGAGCGACAAAGCCAUACAAGAAUUGAUCGGCGAGAUUCGCGUGUACAUGUCGGUGCUCUUCAAGGUCUCGGAGAGUAUCGCAAUGUUGGACGUGCUUUCGUCGUUCGCUCACAACGUCACCCUACACGACUACAUUCGUCCUCGCAUCACGCAAACUCUCGGUAUCAAAGCUGGCCGCCAUCCUAUCAAGGAGAAAGUGCAGAAUACCCCUUUCAUUCCAAAUGAUGUGUUUGCUACUCAGCAAUCCCGCUUCCAAAUCAUUACAGGAUGUAACAUGAGCGGAAAGAGCACUUACAUACGUUCAAUCGCUUUGUUAUCUGUGAUGGCUCAGAUCGGUUGUUUUGUGCCAGCAGAAUUCGCCGCAUUCCCAAUCAUCAAGCAGCUCUUUGCAAGAAUUUCUAUCGAUGACAGCAUUGAGGCCAAUGUAUCAACGUUCGCUGCAGAGAUGAGAGAAACAGCCUUCAUCUUGAGGAACAUUGACAAGAAUAGUUUGGUGAUCAUUGACGAGCUAGGUCGAGGAACAAGUCCACGAGAUGGACUCGCUAUAGCUCUUGCGAUUGCAGAGGCUUUGGUGGAGAGCCGGGCGCUAGUCUGGUUCGCAACACAUUUUCGAGAUCUGGCAAAAAUUCUUGCAGAACGCAAUGGAGUAGUCAACAAGCAUUUGGCAGUGGACAUGUCUGACGCCGACAAGAUGGCCAUGUUGUACAAACUCACGGAUGGCGUUGUUUCUGAGGAACACUAUGGCCUUCAGCUGGCAAAAGUUAUGCCACUGCCUCCCGAUGUGAUCGAGUACGCUACUCAAGUUGCAGAAAAGCUACAUGAGCAGGUUGAGAGAAGAAAGAAAGCUUCCAAAGCCGUCAUCGUGGGCAGGAAGAGAAAGCUCAUCCUCGGCCUGAGGGAAGAACUCGUGCAUGCUUGCAACGGUGCAAUGGAGGGACCAGUACUUCAGAGCUGGCUACAAGAACUCCAGCGCGAGUUUGGAGUACGAAUGACUGCUAUUGAAAGGGAAGCAGAUGAAGCAGAUCUCGAGAGCCUUGCGAUGGAUGAUGACAUGGCAGACUUUGAGGCCGUGACCGAUGAUGCUGCAUCGGUGAGUCGUCGUGAUGGUUACGAGGCGACUGGUAGUGAGGAGAUGAGCACACAGUAUGCCGAGUCGACUAUCGAAGAUGACAAUAAUAUCGCGGAUAAGUACUAG
This is a messenger RNA of Aureobasidium melanogenum CBS 110374, 2670 nucleotides long. RefSeq lists its product as uncharacterized. Gene Ontology annotation, molecular function: ATP-dependent DNA damage sensor activity; ATP binding; mismatched DNA binding. The transcript has 4 exons. Bases 1 to 2670 code for a protein of 889 amino acids. The record is from RefSeq and is a predicted model, not a curated record. NCBI's taxonomy places the organism in Eukaryota, Fungi, Ascomycota, Dothideomycetes, Dothideales, Saccotheciaceae. Gene Ontology annotation, cellular component: nucleus. Gene Ontology annotation, biological process: reciprocal meiotic recombination; mismatch repair.